Lactuca sativa (garden lettuce) is the source of this 2073-nucleotide messenger RNA. RefSeq lists its product as uncharacterized. Lineage: Eukaryota; Viridiplantae; Streptophyta; Magnoliopsida; Asterales; Asteraceae. The record is from RefSeq and is a predicted model, not a curated record. Gene Ontology annotation, molecular function: protein binding.
GAUCUCUCUCUCUCGCCUUUUUUUUUUUGAGAGAGAAUCACAAAAAUUGGAUAUUUUGCUUGUGAUAUUCAUAGAUUUAGGGCAUAUGGCGAAUUAGUGUGAGGGGAUUGCAAAUUUUCCUUACGUAUUGAUUUAGUUUGUGCAAAUUAUUGCUCAGGGCCACGAACAUGCCAAAAGUCCUAAUAAUUUGUACUAGGGUCCUGAGAUUUAGGGUUUUCUAAAAGAAUGUUGAAGCUCUAUUGUGAUUAAGUAUCGACUGUCUUGGUUUCGAGCACAUGAACACAAAAAAAAUGUAUAAUACAAGUUUCUAGAGGCUCAAUUUGUGUUGUUGUACGGUAGAGGUGAAAGAAGAGGAAGCGAUGGACGGGAGGAGGAUAACGGCGAGUCCACGUCCGUGCAAUGGCCGGAGGGUGGUGGCGAAGAAGCGACCGCGUGGUGGUGUUGAUGGGUUUGUGAAUAGUGUUAAGAAGCUUCAGAGGAGAGAGAUUUGUUCAAAGCGGGAUCGUUCUUUUAGUAUGUGUGAUGCUCAGGAGAGGUUCAGAAAUAUCCGCUUACAGGAGGAGUAUGAUACCCAUGAUCCAAAAGGACACUGCUCUAUGGUAUUACCAUUUCUCAAAAAGAGAUCAAAAAUCGUUGAAAUCGUUGCUGCUCGUGAUAUAGUCUUUGCUCUUGCACAAUCUGGAAUCUGUGCUGCAUUUAGUCGAGAAACUAACCAAAGGAUUUGCUUUCUGAAUGUGAGUCCUGAUGAAGUUAUAAGAAGCUUGUUUUACAACAAGAAUAACGAUUCCCUCAUUACAGUUUCAGUGUAUGCUUCAGACAGUUUCAGUUCCUUAAAAUGUCGAACAACAGGAAUUGAAUAUAUACGAAGAGGUAAACCAGAUGCUGGUUUUGCUCUUUUUGAAUCAGAAUCUUUAAAAUGGCCUGGAUUUGUGGAGUUUGAUGAUGUCAAUGGUAAAGUCCUCACAUUCUCAGCACAAGAUAGCAUUUACAAGGUGUUUGAUUUGAAAAACUACAUGAUGUUAUACUCCAUAUCAGAUAAAAAUGUUCAAGAAAUCAAAAUCAGCCCUGGAAUCAUGUUAUUGAUAUUCAACAAAGCAAGUGGUCAUGUCCCUCUCAAGAUUCUCUCAAUUGAAGAUGGAACUGUUUUAAAGACUUUCAAUCAUCUCCUUCAUAGAAAUAAAAAGGUGGAUUUCAUUGAACAGUUUAACGAAAAGCUUCUUGUGAAACAAGAGAAUGAAAAUCUUCAGAUUCUUGAUGUACGUAAUUCUGAGUUAACAGAAGUGAGUAGAACAGAAUUCAUGACACCAUCAGCAUUCAUCUUUCUGUAUGAGAAUCAGCUGUUCUUGACAUUCAGAAACAGAACAGUUGCUGUUUGGAAUUUUCGUGGGGAGCUUGUGACUUCAUUUGAAGAUCAUUUAUUAUGGCAUCCAGAUUGCAACACCAACAAUAUAUACAUCACAAGUGAUCAGGAUCUUAUUAUCUCAUAUUGUAAAGCUGAUUCUGAUGAUCCUUUAACUGAAGGAAAUGCAGGAUCGAUCAAUAUCAGCAAUAUUCUAACAGGAAAAUGUCUUGCAAAAGUGAAGGCAAUAAAUGGUGGUGGAAUCUUGGAAGAUUGUAUAUGCAGUGACAGUGACAAUGACAUAAUGAUGAAAUCUAAGGGUGGGAAAAGGUGCAGGUGCAGCUCAAAGAAUCAGGUGGUGGGGCGGAGGAUCACAAGCUCAGUUACAGAAGCUUUGGAGGACAUAACUGCACUUUUCUAUGAUGAAGAGAGGAAUGAGAUUUAUACUGGUAAUAGGCUUGGUUUAGUCCAUGUUUGGUCUAACUAAUUGUUUCCCACUUUAUCCAUUCAGACGUGUCUCUACUAUAUAUAUAUAUAUGGAUCAAUUAUCCAUGGUAGAGUCUGGUAGGUAAAUGUAUCAUUAACUUGUUCGCAUCAGGGGUAUUUUUGUCUUUUUGAGGUUUUAAUUGUUAUUAUGUUGGAGUACAUGUAUACUUUUAAUUUCUUGUUGUAUGUGUGUGUAAUUUAUCCAAGAUGAUGUUAUUUGAUAUGAAUCGAUUUUUUUUUAGUGACAA